AUGAUUAUUUUCCCCACUGCUGCUUCUUCUCAGGACAUGCCUCUGUUUUUUGUUUUUGGCUUUUGUUUAUGCCUUUUCUCCUUGCUGUGUAAGCAGAUGGGGGAGACAGCAGCUUCCAAUCCUGCUUUGCAUGUGUCCGUUUCGUUUGGUAGAUUUGAGAACGAUUCCUUGUCCUGGGAGAAAUGGUCUGCUUUCUCACCAAAUAAGUACUUGGAAGAAGUUGAGAAGUGUGCCACACCUGGAUCAGUUGCUCAGAAGAAAGCUUACUUUGAAGCUCAUUACAAGAACGUUGCUGCUCGGAAAGCUGAAUUGCUUGCUCAAGAGAAGCAGAUGGAGAAAGAUUCUUCUAGAUCACAAUGUCAAAAUGAUGAAGAUCUGAGUUAUAACACUCGUGGGACUGAUGCAGAAUUUGAUAUGUCCAAUGCUGAAGGUUAUAGUGAAGGGGUUAGGCAAGAAACCAAUUCAAUCGGUGAGAUUGUUAGGACUGAUAUGAGUAAUUUGGAGGAGGAUAUGGCAGUUUCAGGAGAUUAUCAUGGUUCAUCAGUUGAGGGAGAGAAAGUGAAUGAAGAACUGGAGAGAAGGUCAGGUAGUUCCUUGAUAGAUCAACAGGAAGAAGUUGUCUGCCUUGAACAAGGAGGGAGUAAAGAAGAAAGUCCUAACAUUGAAGCUGAAGGUUUGAAGGAAAUUUCACACAUUGUAAACAAUGAGCCUGCAAAGGCUUCAGAAAUUGAAGCAAAAUAUAAGACAUUGGAUCACCCAGAGGUAUCUAAGAAGGUUACCCCAGCGAGCAGAGAAAGCAAUCCAAUCAAGGCGAAGAAGAAAUCCAUGCAACCUACAUCUAAGACUAAGGCAUCCCAAAUUUCCACCCCUAGAAACCUAAAGCCUGCAUCAACUCCCACCAAAACAUUGGCAUCCGCAUCUUCAACUAAAAGGGGAAUUUCUCCAUCUAUAUCUGGCAGGAAAACUACAUUCACUGCAGAGAACAGAAAAGUUACAAAUAAAUCUUUGCACAUGUCCCUUAGCAUGGGUCCAAGCCAAUCUGAUUCUGUUCCGCAUACUUCAGUGAGGAAAUCUUUGAUUAUGGAGAGAAUGGGGGAUAAGGACAUAGUCAAACGGGCAUUCAAGACUUUCCAGAAUAAUUUCAAUCAGCCCAAAACUUCUGGUGAAAACAAAUCUUUGGUAAAAGAAAAGGUUCCUUCAAAGGUGACAGAGUCAAGGAAUCCAACAUCUAUAUCUUUGCGAAAGGAAAAUGGACAGUUGUGGUACACUUACCAAAGGCUUUUUUCACCAAAACCUGGUGGCUGUAAAAUGUCCACCAUGUGUGGAUCAUAA
Sphenostylis stenocarpa is the source of this 1332-nucleotide messenger RNA. The record is from the annotation of a GenBank genome assembly. NCBI's taxonomy places the organism in Eukaryota, Viridiplantae, Streptophyta, Magnoliopsida, Fabales, Fabaceae.